Molecule: messenger RNA, 3615 nt
Organism: Acipenser ruthenus (sterlet)
Lineage: Eukaryota; Metazoa; Chordata; Actinopteri; Acipenseriformes; Acipenseridae
Product: zinc finger protein 883-like
Exons: 3
Coding region: 861-2267 (468 amino acids)
Biological process (GO): regulation of transcription by RNA polymerase II
Molecular function (GO): RNA polymerase II cis-regulatory region sequence-specific DNA binding; DNA-binding transcription factor activity
Source: RefSeq, a predicted model, not a curated record
AUCAUCUCGUUGCUCUAUCGAUAAAUUAGCUAUUCGUUCAUUAAGAUCUAAUCAGAAGCAGCUGAUCAGUGUGACUUGUUUGCUGCGCCCAUGCAAUUCCACCACAGCAGGAUUAAUCUCAGCAAAGGUGGAGCUCAUUUAUAAGUGAAUUACUUUCAAUUUAGGGGGGAUUUUGAAAUCCCGGUCUGUCUCAAAGCGUCCGGUUAAUCUGGAGCCAUAUGGUAACCCUAAAUAAAAGCAUGGGGUAGAAAUAGCAGAGGUUACCGCCUGGAAGUUUACUCGUAAAGAGAGACCUUUCUGCUACCCUGUGCUGUAUUUACCCAAAAACAAGUUCACACACACUGACCCUCCCAGACUAAGAGAAAGCUAUGAAACUGCGAGCAUGCCUGCGCCAUUGUGGAUCUGUUUGUGACAACGGCGCUUGAAUUAACCUAACAUACUUCUAAAAACAUUAUCAGGGUAUGCCUUUAGUGUUUGAACGUCUCGUACAGAAGAAGAGGACGCGAAAAGACGAUAUUAAUUUAAAAAACACUGAUUAUAUAUCAGUGAAAAAAAUCGCUGCUGCCUUCAGACACAGCUUCCCGUUUGAUCAAUUUUGGUCUAUACCAACUCCGGCAGGGGCGCCGGGGUUAACUGAAUUCAAAUAGAAAGAGCUACAAACAGCUCGUUUACAAAAUUGAAAGUCUUAUUCGUUUUUAAUUAAAGGAUCCCCGGUAUCACAAUUCCCUUUGCAAUCCAUAUUAGACCGCACUGAACGGUUUGUAUUUUGCGAUUGGUGCGUUCCUCGUUGCGCAGCGCCUCCUCCAUUCCGUGGAAGACACUGAGAGGAGCUGCUACUAAACAGAAUCCCGUGUGCUGCCAUGGACAGUGUGAAGAUGGAAUCUGUCCAGAUUAAAGAGGAGUUCCCUGAACCUGAACUUGACCCCUUUAGAGUGGAGAUCUCUGGGCUGGCUUCCCUCCCCAUUAAACAGGAGCUCUGUGAGAUGCAAUGUGACAGCAGCCAGCUACAGGUCUCUGAGAUUAAAGCUGAGCACAAUGAAUUGGAGAUCCCCCAGACAGAAGAACCCCUUCCUGUGAAACAAGAAGAGGUGCUGGAAAGUGUCCAUAUUAAACAGGAGCCCCCUGACGUAGAGUCUGAGCACAUGGAACCAGUGAAGGAAGAAUCCGAGGACUUCAAACCAAACAUCCCUGAGCUGGAGCCUGUACACCAGCAGGAGUGUAGCGUGGUGCGGGAGAGAGUCUGCGUGAGAGAGCAAGGCGCUGGAGAGGAAGACAGGUGGUCAUAUUCAGAAUGCAGUCUAGCAGGUUCCAGUCCAGCAGCUAAAGCAAGGGCAGGCGGUGGAGAAUAUACUGACUGUGGGAAAGGUUUCACGCAGUUAGGGCAUUUAAACAAAACCCAGCGAACUCACACAGGAGAGAAACCGUAUCGCUGCUCUGACUGUGGGAAGAGUUUCAGUCAGUUUGGAAGCCUAAAAGAACACCAGCGAAUUCACACAGGCGAGAGACCGUAUCACUGCUCUGACUGUGGGAAGAGUUUCAGUCGGUCAGACAGCCUUGUUUUACACCAGCGAACUCACACAGGAGAGAAACCGUAUCACUGCUCUGAUUGUGGGAAGAGUUUCAGUCAGUUUGGAAGCCUAAAAGAACACCAGCGAAUUCACACAGGAGAGAAACCGUAUCACUGCUCUGACUGUGGGAAGAGUUUCAGUCGGUCAGACAGCCUUGUUUUACACCAGCGAACACACACAGGAGAGAAACCGUAUCACUGUUCUGACUGUGGGAAGAGUUUCAGUCGGUUAUAUGGCCUUGUUUCACACCAGCGAACUCACACAGGAGAGAAACCGUAUCGCUGCUCUGACUGUGGGAAGAGUUUCAGACAGUUAGGAAGCCUAAAAGAACACCAGCGAAUUCACACAGGAGAGAAACCGUUUCACUGCUCUGACUGUGGGAAGAGUUUCAGUCAGUUGGGAAGCCUAAAAGGACACCAGCGAACGCACACAGGAGAGAAACCGUAUCGCUGCUCUGACUGUGGGAAGAGUUUCAGUCAUUCAGGAACCCUGAAAGAACACCAGCGAACUCACACAGGAGAGAAACCGUAUCACUGCUGUUACUGUGGGAAAAGUUUCAGUUACUCAGGAACCCUGAAAACACACCAGCGAACUCACGCAGGAGAGAAACUGUAUCACUGCUCUGACUGUGGGAAGAGUUUCAGUCUUAAACGAGCCCUUCAAAAACACCAGCGAACUCACAGAGGAGAGAAACCGUAAAGACUGUUCAAUGGGACUUCUCACUCAAACCUUGUAUUAUGAAUCCCUGUGUAAUUACUGUUUUGUGUAUCACUCUUAAGAGCGUGCAUUUUAAAUUGUAAAAAUGCAAAUCAACUCUCUUGCACUCUGUCAAAGUGGGCGGUGAGCAGACACAAGAGGCUUCUCUGCUGUCAGUUUAACUCUGGAUGUCAAUGCAGUCAGUGCCUGGGAGCGGGACUAUGCUGAAAGGAAACUAUUCCGCCAAUAACACAAAAAUCAAAGCAAAGUUUUAAUUUUAUUUCAUGCUGCAAUAGUGAGGUUUUUCUUGUUUACAUCUGUUGAGUUUUGAAGCUAAGGUUUCUUGUGAACCGCUGUUUAGGGGAUAUCUUUAAACAAAAAGUGAUUUCCUAUUAUCACUGACGUGAGGGUUGUAACCAGUCCCUGUAAUAGACAACCCCACGUUACACAGGUAUUAACGUCGUUAGAAUUCAUUUUCAUGUGUUGAAUGAUAUUUUGCAUCAGCUCCUAUUCUACCUUUAAAUAAAUUUCAGUCAGGUGGUAAUUGUCUCUUGGGAAUAACCCUACACACCGACACUUACUGUAAACACCAGAUGCCACAACCCUUAGAUUGGCUAAACAAAGGAAAUGAAUUGUGAAACUUAAAGAGAUGUACUCUACAGCAUAAAAUACUAUACUGAGAAUUAAUUACAACAAAUCGGAAAUAAAUGCCAAAAAAAGACGUGACAAUUGUAAAGCACAGAGAGGUCUGGUAAAGCAUAGGGAAGCAUUGUAAAGAACAGAGAGGUGUGGUAAAGCAUAGGGAAGCAUUGUAAAGCACAGAGAGGUCUGGUAAAGCAUAGGGAAGCAUUGUAAAGCACAGAGAGGUAUGGUAAAGCAUAGGGAAGCAUUGUAAAGCACAGAGAGGUCUGGUAAAGCAUAGGGAAGCAUUGUAAAGAACAGAGAGAUCUGGUAAAGCAUAGGGAAGCAUUGUAAAGAACAGAGAGGUGUGGUAAAGCAUAGGGAAGCAUUGUAAAGCACAGAGAGGUGUGGUAAAGCAUAGGGAAGCAUUGUAAAGAACAGAGAGGUCUGGUAAAGCAUAGGGAAGCAUUGUAAAGCACAGAGAGGUGUGGUAAAGCAUAGGGAAGCAUUGUAAAGCACAGACAGGUCUGGUAAAGCAUAGGGAAGCAUUGUAAAGCACAGAGAGGUCUGGUAAAGCACAGGGAAGCAUUGUAAAGCACAGAGAGGUCUGGUAAAGCAUAGGGAAGCAUUGUAAAGCACAGAGAGGGCUCGUAAAGCAUAGAGAAGCAUUGUAAAGCACAGAGAGGUCUGGUAAAGCAUAGGGAAGCAUUGUAAAGCACAGAGAGGUGUG